UCAAUCAAUCGAUUGAUUGAAAUGUAAACAAACAAAAAAUCUUCACCUGUGUUUGUUUGUGUAAAUUGUGUGCCAAAAACAAAACGAAUCUCAAACGAAAAAUACUCAUUUUUCUCAAAUUUCCAAGUUUUAAAUGAAGUGAAUCAAUAUAUAUUCAACUAACAUAAUGUUUAUCCAUAAUGGUGUUUUUUAUCCAAUAUUUUUAUUUUUUUUAUCAACAAUUAUAAUUCAUUUGGAAUGUCGUCAUAUAAUUGAUAAAGAAUGUUUGCAAUGUAAUAAAAAUGAAACAUUUUCAUUUUUUUGGAAAAUUGAACGUAAAAAACCAUCACCACCAUCAUAUUUUUUUGGUACAAUACAUGCACCAUAUACAAAAGUAUGGAAUUAUAUACCGAAUCGUGCAAAACAAGCAUUUCGUCAUAGUCAACAUAUUAUAUUUGAAUUAGAUUUAAUGAAUACAGAAACAUUAUUAUCAUUAACACAAUGUCAAUUAUUACCACCGGGUAUUCGUCUUUCAGAUAUUAUACCAAUUGAUAUUUAUUAUCGUUUACAGCGACAUUUACGUUAUAUUCGUUUAAAAAUACCACAAUGGAUUACUAAUGAACAAAAAUCACAUGGCCUUAAUGCAAAUGCAUUAUUUACUGCUAUAACAUUACAUUGGGAACGUAAAAGACCAAUUUGGGUUAUGAUUAUGUUAAAUUCAUUGACUGAAAAUGAUAUUAAAUCUAAAGGUAUUACUGUAUUGGAUUCAUUUUUCUAUCAAAAAGCAAAAAAAUUAAAAAAAUCCAUUGGAUCGGUUGAAAAUGCUAAAGAACAAUGUAAAACAUUAAAUUACCUGAAUACAACACAGGUAUUAUAUGCAUUAAAUCAAACAUUAUUACAACAUGAAAAUAUCCGGUUUGGUCAUUUACGUUCAAAUCAUACAACCAAUGAUAUGAUUAAUCAUUAUAAUUGUGGUAAUCUAAAUGAAGCAUUAUUUAAUGAAGAUUCUUCCAAUAUUCCAAUACUCAAAAAUCGUUCAUCAUCGACAUCUGACAAUGAUAAUCAUAAUGAUGACAAUAACGACGAUGUUGAAAAAUCAUUAUCGAAAAAUAUUGAAAAUUAUUUUCGUUUUGAAAUUAUUCUAAAACGAAAUAAACGUAUGAGUCGUCGUGUAUUGGAAUUAUUGCAAACAAAUCCAAAUGAAAGUUUCUUUUUUGUAUUUGGUGCUGGACAUUUUCUUGGUAAUGAUUCAAUAAUUGAACUUAUGAUGAAAGAUCAUUCAAAUGGUUUUGAAAUUAUACAUAUUAAUGAUGAUAGACAACAAAAACAAUCAUUGAUUUGUGAUACAACAGUGACGACGACGACGACGACGAGAUCAAUUAUAAAACAAUCGAUGAAUAAUGUAGAUCAUCAUCAUCAGAAUCAAAAACAACUGCAACAAUCGGAAGAAACAUUAAUAUAUCCAAUAUCAACUGAAUCAUUAUAUCGUUUACCAUUAUCAUGGUUUCAUAAUAAUCAUCAAAAUCAGCAUAAUCAACAUUCAUCAAUGAAAAUGAAUUCCGAUAGUAAAUCUUCGAUUGAUGAUGAAUCAUCUGCACAUUUACCCGUCGUUGUUAAAGAUUCAUUUUUAUCUGAACAAAAAAUUCAAUGGCCAUUAAAUAAUAUGAUUAACAAUUGGAAUAAAGAUUUAAAUCAUUAUCCAUUACCACAACAGCCAUCAUCAUCAUAUAACAAUAACAAUAAUAAUCAGGCGAUGUUUCAGAUGAUGAUGAUGAAAAUGAUGAUAUUUGACGAUGAUUCACAUUUAAGAUUUAUAUCGAUAUCCAUCCGAAUAUAUGAUCAAGUUGAUUAUAAUAAGAAUAGUAAGGGAUCAUUUUCAUUUUCGCAUUUAUAA
Molecule: messenger RNA, 1873 nt
Organism: Dermatophagoides pteronyssinus (European house dust mite)
Lineage: Eukaryota; Metazoa; Arthropoda; Arachnida; Sarcoptiformes; Pyroglyphidae
Product: metalloprotease TIKI1-like
Biological process (GO): negative regulation of Wnt signaling pathway
Cellular component (GO): membrane
Molecular function (GO): metalloendopeptidase activity
Source: RefSeq, a predicted model, not a curated record